AUGGCUGCUGUCGUUGAGAACCCUGCCCCUGUGGCCGAUGAGAACACUGCUCCUGCCGUUGCUCCUGCUCCCGGUAGCGAUGAGAUCGUCACCGUCUUCCACGACCCCGAGAACUUCAAUGUGAAGCACCCGCUCAUGCAUGAGUGGACACUCUGGUUCACCAAGCCUCCUAGUGGCAAGGGUGACAACUGGAACGAUCUUCUGAAGGAAGUCGUCACUUUCAGCUCCGUCGAGGAAUUCUGGGGCAUCUACAACAACAUUACCCCCACCUCCGAGCUGGGCCUGAAGGCCGACUACCAUCUCUUCAAGAAGGGCGUACGACCAGAAUGGGAGGAUCCCCAGAACAAGCACGGUGGCAAGUGGUCAUACCAGUUCAAGGACAAGCGCUCCGUCCCAAUCGACGACCUUUGGCUGCACGCUCAACUGUCCGCCAUCGGUGAGACUCUCGAAUCCGACGGCGAUAACGAAGUGAUGGGAGUGGUCGUCAACGUCCGUAAGGGUUUCUACCGUGUUGGUCUGUGGACACGUACCGUCGGAAAGAGCAUUCCCGGCGACAAGAAUGCCCGCACUCCCGCCCAAGGCAAGGAUAUACUGGAGGCGAUCGGUGGUCGAUUCAAGGAUGUGCUUCGAUUGAAGGAGGCGGAUGUGGUUGAGUUCUCAGGCCACACUGACAGUGCGCACAGUGGUAGCACUCGUGCUAAGGCCAAGUACACCGUUUAA
Penicillium angulare is the source of this 720-nucleotide messenger RNA. RefSeq names its product eukaryotic translation initiation factor 4E. Bases 1 to 720 code for a protein of 239 amino acids. Gene Ontology annotation, biological process: translational initiation. The record is from RefSeq and is a predicted model, not a curated record. Gene Ontology annotation, molecular function: translation initiation factor activity; RNA 7-methylguanosine cap binding. The transcript has 3 exons. NCBI's taxonomy places the organism in Eukaryota, Fungi, Ascomycota, Eurotiomycetes, Eurotiales, Aspergillaceae. Gene Ontology annotation, cellular component: cytoplasm; eukaryotic translation initiation factor 4F complex.